AUGGAUUUUGUAAUAUUAAAGGUUAAUGGUCAAGAUCUUAGAAAUGCAACACAUGAACAGGCAAUUCAUGCUUUUCAAACAGCUAAAGAACCUAUUAUCGUGGAAGUUGCUCGUCGUGAUCCAAACGUUGAACUAUCACAAAAAUCUGCUCCAAAUUCAAAUUCUGGUCCUGUAAACAGUUUAGACAAUCAGAAUAAAUGUUCUGUUGCAAUUCAAACUGAUCCAAGUACAGCUGAGGCAACUUUGGCUGCGAUGGCUGCUGCCGCAUUAACAACCGAAGAUAUACGUACUGCACUUGGAAUAAGACACCCUGGUUUACCAACGAGUUUGGAGUGCAUCUACCAUCCAGAAUUUCCUGAUCUUGUGGAUAUAGUUGAAGAAGACGAUGAUGAUGAUGAUGACGAUGAUGAUGAUGAUAUUGAUGAAGAUGACGAUGUUGAUAUCGAUGGUGAUGAUGAUGAAGUCGAUGAACAGGAUAAUAAUAAUAAUAAUGAUCGAAUAAAAGAUGGUAUUACUUCAUCCAACGUGAACUGUGAUCCGAGAUCAGUUAACUGUCCAUGUUAUUCAAAUGAUAACAUAGAAUAUGAUGAAAUACCGGAUAUUCAAGAUAAAAGUAUAACAUUCCAAGAAGGAAAUGAUGGUGUCACUUGGGAUAUGGAAUUUAAUCAAUCAGAGAAUAUAUUGAUUAAAGAGGUUACAUUGUGUCGUAAAAAACCAGAUGAAAAAUUUGGUUUAACUCUUUGUUAUCGACAGGGUGAUACAUGCAAUACAAGUUGUAAUGUUUAUGUUGGUGAGUUAGAAUAUGAUAGUUUAGCUGCUCAAUGUGGACAAAUUAUGAAUGGUGAUCAAAUCUUAGGUAUUAAUGGUAAACGAAUUAAAUCAAGAGAACAUGUUAUUGAUUUAUUUCAACAAAGUAAAAAAACGGUAACAUUAUUGAUUGCACGUGAAAAAUGUCAAACAUUCAAAGAGAAUAAUACAUUAAUUAAUAUAAAUUUAACCAAUACUAAAACAUUGAAUACAAUUCAAUCCAAUCCAAUAAAAAAUGAAUCAAUCAAUCAAUUUUAUACAAAUAAUGAAUUAUCUAUAACAACUAUCAAUAAGAAUUGUACAGAUUAUCCUGUUUAUAAGCGACCUGAUCAAGAUUCUGGUAUGGGUAGGACAACUGAUGAAAGUGCACGUACAGAAGAAAGUUCAGAACAAGAAAUUGAUAAUGAUCAACAUCACCACCAUCAACAACAACAACAACAACAACAACGUACCAAUUUUAUUCAUGGAUUGGAACAAAUAACUAAAUUAACAUGUGAAAAUGAUCAAUUAAACAAUAUCUCACCUGGUAACUCAUUAUCACAAGAUGCUACAUCAUUAGAUCCCAGAUUAGCAAUUCCAUCAGAUGUAUUCAGUGAUUACGAUUCAAUUGAUCCAAUCGAUCAAGAACUUGUACAACUUGGACGUUUAAUGCAAUCAUUAGCAGUACAUUGUAAACAAUUAGUACAAGCUAAAUUGCAAUAUAAUAGAAUACAAUAUCCAUUAUCUAUUGUUGGUAAUUGUGCUAGACAACAUGAAGGAAAUGAUUCUAUUGUACAACCAAAAACAAUGUCAACGAAGAUGAUAACAUCAACGACAGAUUUAGGAAUCAGUUCAUCAUCCAUUCCAACAGCAACAACAACAACAUCAUCCUCAUCAUUGUUAUCGUCAAAAAUAUCAAAUCAACCAACAGAAAAUUGUUAUUAUUCAACUGGAAAUAACAACUUACAAAAUACUAAAUGUAUAAUUAAUAAAUCUAAUGAAGGAAUUUCAGAUGGAUCACCAUUAUUAUCUACCAAAGAUAAUAGUCAUAAUAUGUCAACUAGAUUACCACGAAUGGGAACUCGAAUGGAACCAUCAAUAAUGGGUUCAAUUAGUUCAAAUGAUUCCAGUGGUUCAUUUCAUGAUAAAAAUUUAAAAAUGUCAACCAUUACAACAACUGGAAAAUUAUCCCAUGGUCGAUUCCCAUCAAAUAUUAGAGAUCGUCCAGUUUCAUCUGAACGUCAUGAAUCACAAGCUCAACAACAGCAACAAACUACAUAUUGUCCUGAUUCUAAUUCUAAAUUAAUAGAACCUCAUUCAAUUUAUCCAGAUAAUUUAGAACAAAGUAGAUUAAAUGGUAGCGGAGAUACAAGUGCAUAUUGUACUAGUGAAAGUAGAAAAAGUCAAAAUGAUUCAUCAAUGAAUAACACUCAUAAUUUUGCUAAUAAUAGCAGUGAUAUUAUUAACAAUAAUAAUAGUAUUAAUAAUGAUGAUCACGCUACAAGUAAUGGAAGUUUUACUGAUCAACGUUUCCAUUGUAUUACUACUGGUUGUAAUAAUAAUGAUAAUAAUACACAAUAUCCACCGGUAACAACACUAUCGAAUAGUGAUUACCCUACAAGAACUAUAAGUAGUUUACAUUAUAAUGGAGACAGUGUAGGAGAAGGUAUAGCUGCCUCAUUAUCCGACUUGGGCGGUUCCCUGUUAUCUUUAUCUGCAGUUAUUCCUGAUCCACAUCAUUACCACCACCAUCGUCAUCACAGUCGUCAUCAAUAUAACUCUAGUGAAGUUAAUAAUUCUAAUCAUCAUAUAACACCAAAUGAUUCCUUUAGUCCAUCAUCUAAUUGGUCAAUUGAUGGGAAUUCACAAUAUACUACUCAUAGUAAUAAUAAUAAUCAAUAUAUUCAUCCUGAUCCAAAUAUUAAUUAUACUGAAUCAUAUUAUACAUCAAUUCGUCAAUUCAAUUCACCAGAACCGUCUACAUCAACUUCAUUAUCAUUAAUUUCUAGUAGAAAUCAUAAUAAUAAAUCAUCAAAUGAACAAUUACCAUCAACAUCAGAUAAUAAUAUUAAUCAUAAUUUACAAGUGAAUAAUCCAUUCAAUUAUAAUAAUACAAGGUUAUUGAAUGAGCAAAAACGUAAUGUGAAUUUUGCAAAAGAUGUAUCUAUAAAAUCUAAUACAAAAGUUCAAAAACCCAAUUUUUAUCAACAACAACAUCAUCAAAAAUUACAUAAUACUAAUUUGAUUUCUGAACAUAAUCCGGAGAAAUUUAUAAAAGAAGAAAAAUCAUCUUUAUUAAUAAAUCAAUAUAAAAAUAAACAAUUACAACUUAAUCCAUUAUAUCCUUUACCAAUAUAUUAUAAUGAAUAUUAUUAUCCAAUCAAAUAUAUAUCACCAAGGAAAUGUAUGACAACUACAUCAAAUAAUAAUAAUAAUAAUAAUAAUAAUAAUAGUAAUGGUAAUAGUGUAUUGACAACAAUGACAAUCACUAAGCCAAUACCAUCAAUGAAUAUUUCAAAUAAUAAAUUACAUUCAUAUGAAUUUUAUGAUAAUUUUUGUUGUUCAUUAACAAAUCAAACAAUAUUAAAUACAAAUAAAUCAAAACAUUUAACAGUUCAAUCAACAACCACAACCACGAUGGUUCAACCAUUGAAUGAAUUAAUGAAUAUGAAUAAAACUAAUAUAAUAAACGAAGAACCGAUUCUUUCAGAUAUUUACGAAACACCAUAUGCAUCUGUAACGAUACACGAUGAACCAAUCGGUGAUCAAUAUCCAAUGAAAGGUAUAUCAACAGAUCCAUGUAAUUCUAUUCCUGGACUAUCUAUGAACAGAACAGAAGAUUGUUCUAACCUCUUACCUAGGCCCAAUAAUCGGUCAUCUGUUCCAAUUAAUAAUAAUAAUAAUUCAUCCUAUACCCAAUGUAUUACUGACCAUGCUGAAUUGAUUAAAAUGAAAACAGAAAAUCCAUCACACCCCAGAUUAUUUAAUCCAUAUUUAUCUUCCAUAGGCUAUUUAGACUGUAUCACUAAUAAUCCUCUAGUUUAUCCUCAUCCAGUGUACACAUCAGCGACAUGUCAUUCUAAACAAUAUCAAAAUACUGCUCUCAACCCUUCUGCCGUUACUGGUGCUGUUUCCUCCUCAUCUUCUACUGCUGCUACAUCUACUAUUACAGCUACUGGCAUGCCUCUAUCUGGACAAGUUUAUCCAAUGGAUAAUUGGAAUAUGAUGGAAUGGGUAGUUAAAAAACGUCCAGAUGGAACACGUUAUAUAACCCGACGACCAGUAAGAAGUCGAAUUCUUAAAGAACGAGCUAAACGAGUAGCUGAAGAACGAUCCGGUAUUACAACUGAUGAUGAUGCUAUGAGUGAAUUAAAAACUGGUCGUUAUUGGAAUCGUUCAGAACGUAAAAAACAAUUAGAAAAAGCUAAAGCUGAUAGAAAACGUAAACAAUUAAAUACAAUUAUAAAACAAAAUUCACAAAAUCAUAAUAAUGAAUUAAAAUUAUCACAUAAAAAUUUAUCCAAUUCUUGUUCUACAAAUAAAAAUGAUGAUACAACAUUAGUUACUAUGACAACUGUGUAGAAAAGAAAAAUAGAAGAGAAAGAUUUUUACUGUUAACUCAUUAUGUAUAGUUUUAUUUAUUUGUGUUUAUCUUAUUCAAUUUUUAAAAAAAAAAUAUAUUUCUAAGAUUAAUAAUGAACAAAACUUAUUAUUGUGUGUGUGUGUGUAGAUAUUUAUUAGAAUGUUGACAAUACCACUUUGUUUCCUUUUUUUUCGCCUGAAUGUUAAUUUCCAUUUCUUUCUUUUUUUUAAAAAUGUGAUUGUUUACAGAUUAAAUGUAUAUUAAAUAUGAUACUUCAAAAGCAAACAAACAAUCCAAGAUAUCAAGACUAAACUCUUCUCUUCUUAAUCUUAUACUAUUCACCCCUAGCCCUGGUUACAGUAAACAAAUGGUUAUAAAUCACAGAUACGUAUAUGUAUUAAUUAUACACAAGUAAAAUAUACAGACAUUUGCUUAUUAUUCACAUACUAUAAUGUUUCAUUGUAUAUACAUUUACAUAUACAAUUACUUAUUAUUGUAAGCAAUAUAUAUAUAUAUAUAUAGAAAUAAUGAAGAGAUAAUUUAUAUAACAGAAAAUUGUUAAGUUUCAUUUCGCCGCCCCCCCUCUCCUCCUCUUUAUCCAUUCAUUCAUUGAUUGUUGACAACAAAUCUAUAGGGCAUUUUACAAAAAGAGAAAAGAACAAAAAAAAACCACUCAAUAAAUCAAUGUUCUUUUUUUUAUUUAAAGAAUACACGGUUUCAAAAAAAAACAAAAAAAAAAAGAAAAAUCUCAGUAAUUAAACUAUGCAUUUUUCUUCUAAUUGAAUUGUCACAUUGGGAUUAGAUCAUAAAACAGGGUUAGAUAGAUAGAUAGAUAGGUGAUGUGACUUUUGUGAAUAUAUUUUGUCUUCUUAGUAUCUUUUAUGACACUUUGUUGUAGAUACAUGAGAAAACAAAAUAUUUGUCAUUUAUAAUGAUGAGAAUCAGAAAUUUAAUUUACU
Schistosoma margrebowiei is the source of this 5328-nucleotide messenger RNA. NCBI's taxonomy places the organism in Eukaryota, Metazoa, Platyhelminthes, Trematoda, Strigeidida, Schistosomatidae. The record is from the annotation of a GenBank genome assembly.